GGGCGACACACUCAGCCAUGCGCUCGUGCAGUUAGCCACAGAUGGGGCUUGUGCUGCACACACACACACUCGAGGAGCUGAUGUGAGGAGAACGCGCGCCACCGCAGCUCAUGCAGCCGCUGGUACUAUGGAAACUAAAGCUCUGUGCCAUGGACAUAAUGACGGCAGCGGUGCUGCAGGUUCCUCAAGAUGUGCGCCUUGUUGGCGUCCAGCGCUGUUCUGAUGCGGGGCGCGUGCUGGUGAUGCACUCGUGUGACAACACGCUUAACACAUGCGACAACACGCUUCCCAGCGCCACUGAAAGGGACGAGAGUGCAGUCUUCUCGCCGCGGCGACAUCAGCACGCCGUCAGCGUGCAGCAGAACAUCAGGUUCCAGGCUCUUGUUUGACGCCCUGCGGCUUGUCUGAUGAGGAUGUCUGAUACAGUGAGUGUGCAGGAGAGCGGUGAGACCAUGAGAGUUAUAAUUGAGAACAACACAACCGCAGCCGAUGAUGACAUCACCAUGCCACAGAGCUGCAGGCAAAACCAACACGAUGGAGAUGGAAACGGCAACGAUGACAAAAGUGACAUGCAGCGGCAAAAGCCCGGACAGAGCACUAAACGGCCAAAGUUAAAGUUAGUUCGGAGUCUGGCCAUAUGUGAAGAACCGUCUCCUUCCACUAUUACCACACAACUGCCUCAAGAUCAGCAGGAUGCAGUUCAGAUUAAAUUCUCCCAGAUGUUUGACACAGAGGAGACGCUUCUGACUAUGAACAAGGAUGAUGAGGAUCAAAGUGCCAUCAAGCUGGACAAACUGGAGAAGAUGCCGUGCAAGAUACUGUCAAGAGACUCCAGUCAAGAGUACACCGACUCCACCGGCAUUGACCUGCAUGAGUUCCUGGUGAACACACUGAAGAACAACCCCAGAGACCGAAUGAUGCUGCUGAAGCUGGAACAGGACAUCCUCGACUUCAUCAGUCGUGACGAGAUUCAGAGAAGGAAGUUUCCUCCAAUGACAUCGUAUCACAGAAUGCUUCUGCACAGAGUCGCUGCGUACUUCGGCUUGGAUCACAACAUCGACCAGACGGGGAAAUGUGUCGUCAUCAACAAAACCAGCAAUACUAGAAUACCAGAUCAGAAGUUCUCUGAACACAUCAAAGACGACAAAACAGACGAGUUUCAGAAGCGCUACAUCUUAAAAAGGGACAACUCCAGCACUGACAAAGACGACAGCAUUAUGCGAAUGAAGCUAAAAGAGGACAGGAGAAGCAGGUCAAUCGAGGAGCGAGAGGAGGAAUAUCAGAGAGCACGAGAGAGGAUCUUCGCUGAUGGUUUAGAUGCGUUCCAGCUUGAUACAGGGAUUCAGGAGGAUGAGGUGUGUAACAACAUUCAUCAGAGACGGCAGAUCUUCAGGUUGCAGGACAGUCGAUCAGGAAGCAGCCGUCAGAGCAGCUCGGAGAACGAGAGCAAGUGUUCAGAGCCGCGGCCAUGGAGCAGCACGGAUUCUGACAGCUCCAGCCGCAUCCUGAAGCCCGCCAUGACCAAAGCCAGCAGCUUCAGUGGGAUUCCGGUGCUGAUGCGAGGAGACAGUUCCAGCAGCUGUACGAGUGUGGGACGCCUCUCAAAGACGGGUUCGGACUGUAGUAGUGUCGGUUCCUCUACGGGUUCACUGUGUCGACCGCCCGUGCCGGUUCUAACCCCUCUGAGCUAUCCUGCUGUCAGCACUAGCAGCGGUGUUUCCUACGAGCCGCCAGUACCGGCGGCAAACGCUAGCUACUAUCUGCUUCCUCUGGAAGCGGCAGGGAUUCCUCCGGGCAGUGUCUUGCUCAACCCGCAUACAGGUCAGCCGUUUGUAAACCCUGACGGCAGUGCUGUAAUGUAUAACCCCGUGACCCCGCUGGGCUCGAGUACACAACCGUCUUUACCGCCGCCUCCACCUGCUCAUCACCAGACAGCCAAUCAGCACACAGCACAGCCGCAGGAUAAUCUAAGUGGUCCGUUCGGUCACAUGACUUUGGUGCGGCACCCCUCGGAGGACGUUCGUGAGGCUCACACUGUUGUUUACCCCUCACCUGCGAUGCUCCCUGCACCACUGCCACCGCAGCAGGCUGGGUACAUGGUGCCCUCGCCCGGACAGACCGUGCCCACCUCUGCAUUUCCUGCGCAGCCUACAGUCAACCAGCCCAUCAUGCAGCCGCAGCAGAGCUUCAUGCAGCCGCAGAUGGCAGUGUGUUAUUGUUCUCCUGGUCAGUACUCUGUGUGUGGGCAUCAGUAUCGGCCGGCAGGCAGAGUUCAGUACAGCAAUGCUCAGAGUCAAACGAUGCCCCCUCCACCACACGCACCGGCCCAGCAGACAGGAUAUCAAACGGUGAUGUCCAAUCAUCAGCAGAGUUAUCAGAACGUCCUCCAGCAGCCUGUGGUGAACAGUCCACACAGCGGUAUGAGUGUGAUGCUGCAGUACCCGUCUGUGCCCUCGUAUCAGGUUUCGAUGCCUCACGCGGUGCAGCAGCCUGUUAUCAGUCCUGCGCAGGUGCCUGCGUCCAGCAUACAGGUGUACUACAGUAUUAUACCACCCAACCAACACAACAACAUCAGCUCAUCGGUGGGGUUUUUACCCCCUCACGGGGCAGAACAGAUGCCGUUCCCCCGAAGGUCACCCCCCUGCGGCUCACAACAGUUUCCCGCUCCGCAUUGCUCGGGUGUGCCGCCACCUCCUGUUGGUGGUGUGGUGAUGAUGCAGCUGGCCUUACCUGCAGCGCAGCAGUGGAAACACAACAAACACUACAGCACAGAACACACACACACAAACACGACACAACUGAGCAACCCGUCCACCUCAACGGCCCGUUCAUCCACACUACCCCACCUGACCACUGUAAAGAACAGCCGCCCCUCCCACACACUUCCCAUCAUGCCUCAGUUCUCUGGAUCAUUGGUCUCUGGACAGGGUGACGUGCGGUAUCCUCUGUUGGGUCAGACGCUGCAGUACAGCACUCAUAUGCCACUGCACACACUGUCCAGUCAUCAGUCUCAUGUAGAGUUCUGUGCGAAUACGACACACCGGUCGAGGCAGAAGAACGCAGAGGACCGAUCUCAGUGUAGGUGAAACAGUGAUCGCGGGCAUUGGUCGUGUGGGUGCGUCGUCUCUGCUGUCCGAUGUGUGUGCGGUCGGAGCGUCAGUCAGGAGUCCCACGACCAGUGAGACAAAUAUCGCAACAUCAUCCUGCUUUCGUUCCCCUCCACACACGCAGCACAAAAUGGCCUCCUGACCCACAGCUGACCUCUGACCCCAUUCACAGUGACCCGCCCGCCGUCUCUGCUGUCCAGACACAUGGGGGCGCUCUUCACCCAGUCACAUGAUCUUGAACGCGUUUAAAGAGACAAAGGCAGCUCCGCUCUUAUUGGACAAUAGAUAUAUCAGCAGCAGCCGGAACUGUUUAUCUUCAUUGUUUUAGUUGUUGUUGUUGUUGUUUUAUUUGAAAUAUCUGCUGUUCGUUUGCCAUCAGCAAUUGAGAUUCAGUUUUGUUUACAUUUGUUUUCCGUCACUUCCUCUCCAGCCAUCGACUCACGGGUGUCAUGUGUAUGUAGUCGUAUGACCCGACAUGACAAACACGGACUCCUUUAUUGUAAAUAAUUUAUAAAGUAGCAGUAAAAUUCACUUGAUUUCUCUCUAUGAAUGGACACAUGUAAGAGCGACAACUUUAGUUUUUUGUUGAUUUCCCUUGUUUUUAAUUUAAGAUGCAGCGCACCUCAUCAGAUCCUCCCGGGACACAUUUUAAUCACUUUAAUGAUUGUGUAUUUGUCUCCACACGUCGUGUCAAUUCUUUGAUUUCUGAGUCUUUUAAUAUUCUAUUCUUACUAGGGGAAAUAAAAAGACAAAAGAAACACCGUUUGCACAUUUAUACAAUUCAGUAUUUAUAAAUAAUUAUUUUUCUUUUUUAAUUAUAUGUGUCUGAAAAACUGUUCAAUGUUUACUGGUGCGUUUCUGUUUCAGUUUGACAACCAAUAAAUGUUUACAUCAAAUCAUCUACUUUAUCAAACACAGUUCACAGUUUCAUGAAUAAUUUGAGGUUUUUGUUCAUAUAAAAGUGCCUGUUUGCUCUCUCUGCAUCUGUUAUUUAUCACUAGUAAUUAUUUUAUAUUUCUCAGCAUCGUAACACUUUAAGUUCGGAUGGGUCCACAAGAAAAAAAUUAUUAUCAAAAUAUUAAUACAGUCUUGAGCAACACUAAACAGGUUUCAUUUGGAAGUUUAGAAGCUCUACUUUAUAAUUAAUGUAGACAUUAUGACCAAAACUGAACAAGUGCUUUAAAAUCUGCAGAUAAAUCAGAAGUGUUCUGAUUUGAUCAUUUAUAUUAAAAAUAUUUGCUCUGUACAUAUUAUUGUAAUUAGUAAAAACAUCAAACUGAUGAAAUAUUCAUGUGUCAUAUGUUGUUGGAAAGAUCUUAAAGAGUAAAAUACAACCAGAAUAUUUGUUUUACUCACAGACAAAAAUAUAGCGAGUAACAGCUAAAUAUAUGUCUUUGACAGUUAUGUUAGUGUUGCUUAUAUGCCGCAUUUUCUCUUAUAACUUCACAAAACAUAAACAGAACAUAAAAUAUCACAUAUCAUUAUUUAGAGUUUGUGAUUAUCUUUCAAUCGAGUCCACACACAAGAUAAUCAGAUGUAUAGAUCAUUAGAUAAUCCACAUGAAGCACAAUGUUACAUAUGACCACCAGGAGAUGGCGCCAAAUACACGACACAGACUCAAUGAUGACUCAAAUGACACAGAAUGAAACUCAUUCUGUGAAAUCUCAUGACUAAAAUCAUGUCUGCAUGCUAUGCAAACCUUUAGUCAUUGUUGUGUUUGCAUGUGUAAUUAGUUCUUAUGUACAAUUAUUAUCUUUUAUUUGUUUGGAGAUGUUUUUGGACACUAUGAUCAAUUAUAUUUGUAAUGUUGGAACUUUUGAUUGCUUUGUCGUAUCAACACAAAUGUUUCUCAGAUACAGUCGACAUGAUUGAGAACAA
Messenger RNA from Xyrauchen texanus (razorback sucker), 4985 nucleotides. RefSeq names its product R3H domain-containing protein 1-like. The record is from RefSeq and is a predicted model, not a curated record. The coding region runs from base 408 to 3086 and encodes 892 amino acids. NCBI's taxonomy places the organism in Eukaryota, Metazoa, Chordata, Actinopteri, Cypriniformes, Catostomidae. Gene Ontology annotation, molecular function: nucleic acid binding. The transcript is spliced from 26 exons.